GGAUGGAAGGGGUGUGAUGGACCUGGGGACCUACAAGGUCAUUGGCGAGGCGCUCUCAAGGGGCGAAGUGGAGAGGGGGGAGCAGGGGGGCGGAGGGGAGGGAAUGCUCUUCUCUCACUUCCCCUCCUCCUCUCUUCCCCUCGUCCCCUCGUCCCGUCCUCCCUUCCCCUUCUCCUCCCCUUCUCACCGUCCCUUUUGGAUCGCUUCUUCCCCUCCUCUUCCCUCCUCCCUGCCCCUUCCCCUUUACUAA
Closterium sp. Naga37s-1 is the source of this 250-nucleotide messenger RNA. Lineage: Eukaryota; Viridiplantae; Streptophyta; Zygnematophyceae; Desmidiales; Closteriaceae. The record is from the annotation of a GenBank genome assembly.